This is a messenger RNA of Trypanosoma conorhini, 1698 nucleotides long. Its product is annotated as primary-amine oxidase. The record is from RefSeq and is a predicted model, not a curated record. NCBI's taxonomy places the organism in Eukaryota, Euglenozoa, Kinetoplastea, Trypanosomatida, Trypanosomatidae. The transcript has a single exon. The coding region runs from base 1 to 1698 and encodes 565 amino acids.
AUGCGGCGUCUCGCCUGGGGCCUUUUCUCGCUGCUGCGGGGCGGUGGCGGUGGGGAGCGCGCCCACCCGCGCCGGGGGUUGGCGCGGAGCGGCGGUUGCGCUUGGGCGUUGCGGGGCGCCAAGGCGUCGUACUCGCACGAGUCUCAGCGGGGCGGCGCACAAAACCCUUACGUGCAGCAGCGGCGGAACACGUGGCGGCAACCAACGCCCCACGCCACGGGCCCGCUUGCUUCUUCAGGUGGCGCUGGAGUCGUUGAGUCAGCAAGCUCCCGGCCACGGCUUCAUGUCUUGGCGGCCAAGACGCGUAGCUCCCUGGAGGAGGCCGCGGAGGGGUUUUUGCAUUCUGAGCGUCGUCGCCUGUACGCCGUAUACCGCCCCUCCCCGUCCCGCGAUGCCUCGUUGGUGCCCUCCCCCUACGAUUAUUUUUGCGUCCUUCAGAGGCUGAGUGCCUGUGGUAUGGGGGUGCCUUCCAAGCAAGUGUACUCGUUGCUGGUGGAGUUGCUUAGGAAGCCGCUGCACCCCUCGCAGGCCGGCCUGGGGUGGGAUCUCCCGGAUGAGGCGGUAGUGGAUUUGCAGGCGCGAGCACUGGAGGCGGUGAUGUCCUGCCUCGAGGGCCGCGACGCCUUGGCGUUUGCGCAGAAGGGCCUCAUGCCACUCCUCUCGCCUACAGCCCUCGCGGGCGGCAGCCACUCUAGUGAGUUCGUGUUUAUUCAGGCAAUUCGUCGGCGGCUGCAGGGUGGCGGCGUCGCCUCCGCAGGGCUGGAGGCGAGCGGCGGAAGCAUCGAGAGUGAAUUGCUGGCGACGGCCCCUGUGGUGUCGGCUGCGGCGGCAGCUUUGAUUCGGUGUGACACAACUGCGGCAAAGCAACAGGCAAUUGAGCUCUUGCAGCUCGCGUCUAUUGCCCGGUUGCGCGGCCUGGAAGUAUUUGAUGAGAACGUUGCCGAGAGAUGUGCCGAGUCUGCCGCCCUCAUUGGCGACGCGGAGACGGUCGCGCGGAUCGUAUUUGUUUUGUACCGCUCUCGCGGUGUGCUGGGCGCGGCGGUGGGGCCGGCAGAGCGCGCCGGUGAAGCCGCAAACGGCGGUGAGAGUGACCGUGGCGGCAGCGCGGGAGGUCGUGGCUCGCUGCUGAGUCGUGUUGCUUUGGGUUGGGGCCGUCCGGCCUCCGCGGAGGAGCGCGGCGAAGGCGGCGGAGAUGUUGCGUUUCGCCGAGCGACCGUCCGUCUCCUGAAAAGCGUUCUUCACGCGGUGCUGCAUCGCCGGCACUCCGCCGUCGACGCUCGUGGCUGCCGUGUGCAAGAAGCUGUGCGGCUUUUUGACUCGCUGCGCCUGGCGUGCGCGUGGGACGGCGCGGCCGCAAUGGCGGUGGAGCUCCUCACGCACGUGGGUGCGGAGGCACGGAGGCGCCUCAGCCGCGAGCCGCAGGAUGGGGGACAUGGAGACGCUCUUUUGCCUUCACCGCGAGGCGCUGCGUGUAGUCGCCACACUGCGGGACGCACUGCCGCCUCAGCCCGCCGCGUACCAGCACUCGGCGUACGCAGCGUGCGCCGCCCUGGCAAUGAACUGCUACUUCGUUGCGGCGCCCAUCCGCACGGAGAGGGGGACGACAGUUCCAGUGCUGGCGCUGCCUUUGCUCGAUUCACGAGACAAGCAGCUGGACUACCUUUUCUCCGCCGUAGCCGCGACGUUGGACCUCUUUGA